AUGAGCAUAAUGGAACUGUCGCCGUACUUGAAAGCGAUCCAGGAAGUUUCUGGAUCAACACCAGGAGAGAAGUAUCGCGCAAUAAACAGGAUCGCUUUCAAGCUGCUAUCUUCAAGGAACAUCAAGAGAUCCUUGAAGAACUUGGACUUUCCGGAAGUUUUGAAGCUUUUGGUUGAAGUGGAAAUCGCGCGGAAGCUCCGACAGCCUGACAUGAUCCUCGAAGCGCUAAAAUCCAAGAACUGGGAAGUUGUGAUGCGUGCAGUGAAAGCCAGCUGGUUCUUCAACGGCGGCAACAAGAUGACAUCAGUAGGAUUCUACCAGACCCAGAUCUUCCUGCUUGUUUCAGUAAAAAACCGGAGAAUGAUCAUUAAAGCCUUGGCUGAUAACCUGGCAGAAGAGCCAGAGCUUGCUGAUAAUUUUUACGAUCUAGUCACCCUGAUGUGCGGAGAAAAGCAGGCCAAACCUUUGUUGAAGGUCUGCAGCGAGUCCUUCAUCUGGAACCGCAUCAAGAAUUUCAAGUUCAACUACACUGUUGUUCACUUCUUGUACUACAAGUACCCGGAAAUGGUCAUCAAGUACUUGAGGUUGAGCAAGAGCGACCCAGAGAACUUCAACUUCACCAGCUUUGCAAGAUUUCUUCCAAGAUUGCUGUUGAAGCAUCCGGAAGUUUUUGAAGAGUUGAUUGAAAAAAGUGAUGAUGCUCCUAUGCUUAGUGCGAGACACACAGGUUUGUUUUUGAAGCACUGUCUCGAUGCUUUUUUGAAGAAUCCUCAUAAGUUUUUGCAAAUUCUCGCGCCUAAAGUUUUGGAGAGAAAGCUCACGGAAGAACAACGCGAAAGUGUCUUCAAAAUUUUGGUGGUUCAAGAAAUUGCGAAGUUCGAAAAUGCUUUCAUUGGAAAGUUCAAAUUCCUAGAUGAUGGAAAGAAGCUCUCUAUAUUGAUGUCAGCGUACAAAGAAAAGCACAAUGUUGAUUUUCUGGACUGCCAUGAAAAGAUCACACCCAAGAUUAUGAGAAUCCUGCCUAAGGAGGAUAGAAUCAAGAUAGCGAAGGCCAAAUUUGAAGAGAAGACUUCUCCAGGUGACGAACUUAACAUCAGCUACAAAAAAUCUUGGAUCGCUUAUCUGGAUUGCAGCGAAUCGUUGCAAUUCUUCAAAUCUGAAAUGGAGAUUAUCGAAGCGUCUAUGCGUUUCGAAGUCAUCAAGCGUAUGAUUUACUCCUGUGCGGUUAACAACGACAGUGACUCAUUGCUGGAUGUUCUGAAGUACAUCCAGAAGAAGUUUGACUGCGAACAGCACGAAUUCUGGGCUAACAUUCUGAGGUUCUUGAGGAGAUACACUUGUUCGAUGAAUAUUUCUCAAGACCACUGA
Molecule: messenger RNA, 1368 nt
Organism: Cotesia congregata
Lineage: Eukaryota; Metazoa; Arthropoda; Insecta; Hymenoptera; Braconidae
Source: the annotation of a GenBank genome assembly